CACCUGCCGACUGAGUGUGUAGGACCGUGAGCGACUUCUGGAGUUUUGCGCUCACGUUGCGAUUGAAAAGCUCCACUCCCCGCAUUCGACAUUGCGACUUGCGCGCUUUGCAGAUAGGAUUACGAAUAGACUGUCGAUAUGGCCCAGCUGCAACCUCACACCGCUGAGGGCUUCUUUGGUAAAGGCGAGGAUAUCCACACCGGACCAGUAGUAACGCAAACCGUUCACCCUAAAGGCUCUGAGGCUACCACGAUCUCUGAAAAUGAGCGUGCCGGCACAGCUCUCCACCCCGUGGGGACUGGCAACGAAGUCCUCGAGAACGAUGCGCAGAGCAAGGGUCGCUGGUUCCAGUACCUCAAGACCAAGCAGUUCUGGCUGACUAUGCUCCUCGGACAAGUCCUUGCCAUCUGCAUAACCAGCACUAACACACUCUCCUCCCUCCUCGCAAACGAAGGCACAUCGAUCCCCGCCUUCCAAUCCUUCUUCAACUACGUCCUCCUGAACCUAGUCUAUACGACCUACACCAUCUACAAAUACGGCUUCAAGCGAUGGAUCCGCCUCGUCAUCUUCGACGGCUGGCGCUUUUUCAUCCUGGCCUUCUUAGACGUCGAGGGUAAUUACUUCGUCGUCCUGGCCUACCGCUACACCACCAUCCUCUCCGCUCAGCUCAUCAACUUCUGGGCUAUCGUCAUCGUGGUCGUUAUCUCGUUCUUUUUCCUGAAGGUCAGAUACCACUACACCCAACUCGCAGGUAUUUUGUUCUGCAUCGGCGGUCUGGGUGUUAUAUUCGGUUCGGACCAGAUUACGGGGAGUAACUCGUUUGGCGCGAGUGACGAGGUCAAGGGCGAUUUGUUCGCUUUACUUGGGGCGACGUUCUACGGUCUGAGUAAUGUGUUUGAGGAGUGGCUCGUUAGCUCGAGGCCGCUGUAUGAGGUUGUCGGCCAGCUGGCGUUUUGGGGCAUGUUUAUCAAUGGUACGCAGGCCGGUAUCUUUGAUCGCACAUCCUUCCGGAAUGCUACGUGGAACAGCAAGGUUGGCGGUUACCUUACGGGGUACACUUUAAUCUUGUCGCUAUUUUACUCGUUGGCGCCGGUGCUGUUCCGUUUGUCGAGCGCAGCGUUCUUCAAUAUCUCGCUCCUGACAGGAAGCUUCUGGGGUGUGGCGAUUGGUGUUAAGGUUCUGGGGCUCAGCAUUCAUUGGAUGUAUCCCAUUGCGUUUGUCCUGAUCAUUCUGGGGCAGGUGCUGUACUUCAUCAGGCAGACUACGUUGUCUGAGGCGUUGAAACCGUGGCUGGGCGCAGAUCAGUCGAAGGGCGUUGCUGGGGUGGGUACAGCGAAGAGGAGGGUUGAGAACCCUGAGGCGAUUGUGUAAGAUGCGAGGUUGGAGGAUGCAAAGCGGGCAUUGGUGAGUUAGCAUAGCGGAUGGAAGUGUAAUGAUUUAUGAGUGACAAGCAUGGCCAUUGUCGUUUCAGACGCCCUUUCUGAAGCAACUUUUGAGAGUUUCCGUUGUU
Molecule: messenger RNA, 1510 nt
Organism: Macroventuria anomochaeta
Lineage: Eukaryota; Fungi; Ascomycota; Dothideomycetes; Pleosporales; Didymellaceae
Product: DUF914-domain-containing protein
Exons: 2
Coding region: 139-1371 (410 amino acids)
Biological process (GO): transmembrane transport
Cellular component (GO): membrane
Molecular function (GO): transmembrane transporter activity
Source: RefSeq, a predicted model, not a curated record